Molecule: messenger RNA, 1440 nt
Organism: Lotus japonicus
Lineage: Eukaryota; Viridiplantae; Streptophyta; Magnoliopsida; Fabales; Fabaceae
Exons: 5
Coding region: 1-1440 (479 amino acids)
Molecular function (GO): DNA-binding transcription factor activity, RNA polymerase II-specific
Source: RefSeq, a predicted model, not a curated record
AUGUCGCACUCUGAAAGUGUGACAGAGACGCACACUGAGAGUGCGCUUUUCUGUUAUUAUUAUCCCGACGCAAUGUUAAACUGCGUCUCUGUCGCACUUAUAAAAAUGAGUCUCCCUAAGUCAUAUGAAGUGGACAUGCCACAAGAAAGGGUGGAAGAAAGGCAACUAUCCAAUGUAGAAGAUCGACAUGAUGUGCCAAUUGCAGCGGACUACACAGAACAAUUUACCACAGACAGGGUUUUUGUUACUCGGGAUGAGCUUUUGGAUUGGGCUAAGAAUGUAGGAAAGCAACUAGGCUUUGUGAUCAUUAUUAGAAGGUCUGAUUAUGGGAGCAAGGGUCGUAGGAGUAAAGACAAACAAUUGACUAUUUUGGUGUGCGAGAUGAGUGGCAAGUACAAACCGUACAAGCAUGUGUUGAUGCGGAAGGGGACAGGAACCAAGAAAUGUGAUUGUCCGUUCAGGCUCAUGGCGAGAUACACAUCAGAAGAUGGUUUGUGGAGGUUGACUGUAGUACGUGGAGACCACAACCAUGCGCCAGCCGAGACUCUGGUUGGUCAUGCCUAUGUCGGUCGCCUUACAAGUCAAGAAAAGGAUAUGGUGGGUAAAAUGGUUGACAAUAAAGUCAAGUCAGGUAACAUGUUGCUGGCAUUGAAGGAGGUCAACCCUCAGAAUUUGACUACCAUAAGGCAAGUGUACAAUGAGCGGAUGACACACAUUAGGGCCAAGAGAGGACAAUUGUCAGAGAUGCAGCACUUGAUGUGGUUGUUGGAGGAAGACAAGGAGGAGGACAUGCCUAAAGUAAGGGUUACAGACAAAGACACUGCUUUGAUGAACGCAGUUACAACCACAUUCCCUACAUCAGCUCAAUUGCUAUGCCAAUUCCAUAUUGCUAAGUGUGUGAAGGCAAAGUGCAAGCUCACUAUCGAAGACAAGGAGAUGUGGGAUGAUGUCGGGGACGCAUGGAAUAGAGUCAUGUAUGCCGAGUCAGCGGAGGAGUUUAAUGCGAGCAUGGACUUCUUACGUUCACUUGUUGGGGAGCACUCUAACCCCAUGCAUUACAUUAAGGAAACUUGGUUGUCGUUUAAGCACAAGUUUGUGAAGUAUGCGAUUGACCGUUAUAUGCACAUGGGUAACACAACUACAAACAGGGUUGAAGGUGCACACGCAAAACUGAAAGCGUGCAUCAAAGAUAUCAAGAGUGACAUGUGUGCGGCUUGGGCAGCUAUACAUAGGUGCACACUGCUCCAACAUACAAGGAUUAAUGCUGCUUUUCAGGCAAGUAUCUUCAUCAGAGAGCACACAUUUAAGGAGAAGUUGUACGACAACCUGCGUGGUGUAGUCUCAAGAUAUGCGCUCAUGUUGAUCGCAAAUGAGAAAGCGCGCGUUGGAAAAUGCAGCUGCACUAUGAGGAGGACACACGACCUGCCUUGUUCAUGUUAG